AUUAAAACACAAAUUGUCUCUGCAAUCACGCUUUGAGACAAUACAAUGGAGUCAAGCGACACCACCAAUUCUCCGCCGUCCUCCCGCUCCGUGUCGCCGCCGUCCUCUCCGGCGUCGCCCACCACCCCAUUGCCGGUGGUGAUGAGCCCCUGCGCCGCCUGCAAGAUCUUGCGGCGGCGCUGCGCCGAGAAAUGUGUUCUGGCGCCCUAUUUCCCUCCCAACGAUCCCAUCAAGUUCACCACCGCUCACCGCGUCUUCGGCGCCAGCAAUAUUAUCAAAUUCUUGCAGGAGUUACCGGAGAAUCAGAGGGCGGACGCCGUGAGCAGCAUGGUGUACGAGGCGAACGCGCGGCUGAGAGAUCCGGUGUACGGCUGCGCCGGCGCGAUCGAUCAGCUCCAGAAGCAAGUGAACAUGCUUCAGGCGCAGCUCGCCAAGGCUCAAGCCGAGGUGUUCAAUAUGCAGUGCCAACACGCCAAUAUAAUGGCGCUUUACUGCGAGAUGGCUCGAUCUUCUUCUCCGCCGCCGCAGCAAUUUUCUUUCGACGAUUUUUCUGGCCGGAAUGGACUCCGCAGCGGCGGCGACGGCGGCUAUUGCGACUACAUCGACGAAGACAACAGCUUGGAUUCGUUCUGGGACCAAUUAAACACCCUCGGCAUGAGCAUGUGAUGAUCCGAUCUCGCGAUAUCGCCACCGCCCGCCGGCGACGAAACUAGUCGACCUAACUUUUUAGUUUGAAUUUCACGAAGUGAAAUUUAGUUUUUAUGCCAAUAAAAUUAAAUAUAAUGUAAAA
Messenger RNA from Ipomoea triloba (trilobed morning glory), 790 nucleotides. Its product is annotated as LOB domain-containing protein 1-like. Lineage: Eukaryota; Viridiplantae; Streptophyta; Magnoliopsida; Solanales; Convolvulaceae. Bases 46 to 666 code for a protein of 206 amino acids. The transcript is spliced from 2 exons. The record is from RefSeq and is a predicted model, not a curated record.